This is a messenger RNA of Daphnia pulicaria, 599 nucleotides long. RefSeq lists its product as uncharacterized. The record is from RefSeq and is a predicted model, not a curated record. NCBI's taxonomy places the organism in Eukaryota, Metazoa, Arthropoda, Branchiopoda, Diplostraca, Daphniidae. The coding region runs from base 42 to 599 and encodes 185 amino acids. The transcript is spliced from 4 exons.
UUCAAUUUACCUCGGCGUCAACUCAACUUUUGGCCAAUGUUAUGGCCACGGUUGAAAAUUUGAAAAAAGAGAUGAUCACCAAAACUGAUUUGGCACAAACUGCGCAACGCUUGGACAAAACUCAUACUAGUGUCGAAAGCCUGAAGAAUGAAUUGACGAAUGUAAUAACUACCGUUCAAAAUAUGAAAUUAGAUACAAAUGAAAAUACGGAGGGACUGGUGGUGACCAAUACUAAAGUUCAGGAAUUGACCUCGCAACUAACAAAAAGUACGGCCGCAUCGUCCAUUGGCAAAAUCCCGGCCUCAUGCGAAGACCUUCAACAGAUCGGCCACAAGAAAAGCGGAUUGUACUCUGUCAUGGGAAGUAAACAAGUCGAAAACGUCUACUGCGAUUUCACUAAACCAACUGGAGGGAGUCUAUUUCUUUUCUUUCAGGGAUUGGCUGGCUUCCCAAGUUCAACUGGACAAAAUGUUCACUUGAAAAUUGCUUUUUACUUAAACGGCAGCUAUCUGAGUACGGCCGAGCGUGACAAACAUAACAACAUAAAUGAGUUUGGUGACAUCAUCGAUACCAUCGACAAGGAGAUUUCCGGAAAUUGA